AUGCCUCGGGCGCUGUCGAAGAGGAACCUCCCUUCAAUAUCCAUCCUGUCUGGCGUGCUCCCCACCUCUCGGAGGAUGGAAGAUGCGAGCGUGCGAGUUCGCAGCUAUAUACCAGCAGACCCAGAUGGUCCAUUUCCUUACUUGCCCACAGAUCUGACACCGCAGGACGCAGGAGAUGACUCUGGCUUUUACGCAGCCCCUCGAUUUGUGACGCACAUCGACGACAACGCCAUCAAUACCCUUCGCAAGUAUUACCAGCAAGUGAUACCUCGAAAGGGACGAAUUCUCGACUUCUGCAGCAGCUGGAUCUCGCAUUAUCCGCGCGAGGUGGUUCAGGCCGCAUCGCUGGAAGAGCUCGAGGUGCUGGGAACUGGCAUGAACGAGAGAGAGCUGGAGAAGAAUCCAGUACUGACCCAUUGGGCCGUCCAGGACUUGAACCAAGAUCCCGAGGUGCGACUGGCUGGGACCGAUGACAGGAAGCUCGACGCGGCCACUUGCGUAGUAUCCAUCGACUAUCUCACGAAGCCAGUAGAGGUGUUGCAGAGUAUUCGACGGCGAACAAAGUCUGGCGGCAAGAUUCACCUCAUCAUAUCAAACCGGUGUUUUCCCACCAAGGUGGUGGCUCGGUGGCUCAAGGUGGACGAAGACGAAAGACUGCACAUGGUCGGCGACUACCUGUGGUGGAGCGGCUGGAGGGAGAUCGAGAUACAGACGCUGGUUGCGGGUUCGUUCAUGCACGAUCCUCUCUGGGUGGUGAGAGCAGUGAACGAGACGGGCAAGGCUGAGGAGGCACGAGGCUGA
Exophiala spinifera is the source of this 801-nucleotide messenger RNA. RefSeq lists its product as uncharacterized. NCBI's taxonomy places the organism in Eukaryota, Fungi, Ascomycota, Eurotiomycetes, Chaetothyriales, Herpotrichiellaceae. The record is from RefSeq and is a predicted model, not a curated record. Bases 1 to 801 code for a protein of 266 amino acids. The transcript has a single exon.